Gregarina niphandrodes is the source of this 1407-nucleotide messenger RNA. RefSeq lists its product as hypothetical. The record is from RefSeq and is a predicted model, not a curated record. NCBI's taxonomy places the organism in Eukaryota, Apicomplexa, Conoidasida, Eugregarinorida, Gregarinidae. Bases 1 to 1407 code for a protein of 468 amino acids. The transcript has 4 exons.
AUGGAUGAGCGCACUGUGUACUUGAUAUGGAAUGUGGUCCGAAUGAAUGAUAGCCCGCAUCUGUCGCAGUUGCCAAGUCUGUAUUCGCGGUGCUGCAGUCGGCCGUUGGAGUACCGAUCGUUGGGUCUGACCUUGCAGGACGUCAUUCAGCGGUGUCGUCCGUACGUGAAGAUUGAACCGGACGAGCAGGGCAAACAGCGUUUGACGGCGAGUUCUAGGCCGCCGCCGAAGGGAAAGGAUUCGGGGCGGCAGAACGUGGUCAGUGCGGCGGACGUCGACCGGCGACAGGCGGAGAUCUUCGAGGACGGGAAGUUUCACUCGAACCAUCUGGUGAGUGAGUUCCCGGAGAUCACAUGUGUAAACUGUUUGUGUAUUUCAAGCCGGCUGCGGAUACUACCGUGCGGGCACUUAGUAUGCGAAGCCUGUGUUGUCCGUAAUGACGCUACGGUCUGCACUAGUCGUGGCUGUACCAACCCCGGGCGUGUGGACGAGUCUGUACCCAUGACACUCACAGCUGACAUGAAGGAAAGCAUCCUCGAAUGCCCCAGUAACUGCCUCGCUUGCAAGCGAUGCAAGAAUGUCAAACUGAAGGACCUAUGUCGACACUUCUUCUCCUGUUCUGCAAACCAUCCACUCCACCAUUUCGACCAAGGCCGAGAUUCCGAUUGUGACCUAGAUUCAGAUCUCUCGGCAGAUGAAGCACCGCUACAGGACACUGCCAACCUCAUCGCACGGGCACAAGUCACGGAUCUCAUCAAAACCGUCACAGACGCCCGUAACAGAGCCCCUGGCGCGCCCGCCUUUGAGGGGGCUGCGUUUACCCCAUCGGGCUCUGCCGGUAGCGCUCCUGCCUUCUCCGCUCCCGGCCGUGCUGACCCCGUUCCGAGCUUGGCUGGCCCUGGCUUGGCUGGCCCUGGCUUGGCUGGCCCUGGCUUGGCUGGCCCUGCCCGCAGCGCUCCGCCCACAGCGUCUCGCAACGCGCCGUCCGACGACCUGCGCGGUCCGGACACCGCCACCGGCCAAUACGACCAGUUGCCCGCCCUCGAUACCACCGCCACCGUCGACCUCACGGCAACGACCGACUCCCCCGAGGAUUCCGCGCCGCAGUGCUCCACUAGAACCCAAGAGACGGGGGCUCGGUGCUACGUGUAUAAGGAGAUUUCGAUUGCUCAGUACAAAAUAGAAAAUGCAAAUAGCAAGUUCAAAAACGCGUCGGCGUGGAGUAUGAACGUACGACCCGGAACAGCAGUGUCUAUUCUGCGUUCCAGACACAACACCGUUUAUGGCUGGUGUCUCGUACGAAAAGUGGAUACGAAUACCGUCGGAUGGAUUCCGACUCUUAGUUUGAGAAAGCCGCUCGAGUCCUUCGAGGCCUUCGCCCGACGAAUUUCGCGGAAGUUCGACUGA